Closterium sp. NIES-65 is the source of this 3294-nucleotide messenger RNA. Lineage: Eukaryota; Viridiplantae; Streptophyta; Zygnematophyceae; Desmidiales; Closteriaceae. The record is from the annotation of a GenBank genome assembly.
AUGACUCAUUUGCGGAGACAGCGCUCGCUUCCGUCAUUCGCGGGGCCGCGCAUUGCCUUGCUCAUAGUAGCCGUAGCGCACGUCGUCGCAGCGGGUCCACUUGCGACGCUCCGUCGCGUGGAAAUCGUCUCAGGCGAUACAGCCGCUGUGGCUGUAGCCAGCCAUCGCCGGAGUGCGCUAAACACAGCAGUCGUCACGUUGUCGCCGCCGCCACCCGUAGCGCCUUCGACUUCUGGGAAACCCUUGGCGCCGCCGGCCGCACCGCAACCUCCCGGCUCCAGCGGGAACGCUUCGGCAAGCGAGUACGGCCCGGAGUUCCCGCCGACGUACGACCAACGGCUGGCGUUGGCGGAGCUGCGGGUGGCGAUGGACCCGGAGGGCUUGGAGCUGGAGUCGUGGGACUCGGACGUCGGCUGGCCCUUCUGGAUGGGCGUCCAAUGUGACCAGUGGAACCAAGUCAUCAAACUGUCGCUGAGCGGCAACGAGCUGACGGGCAGCAUCCCCGAAGGCAUCUCGCACCUCACCGCGCUGCAGCACCUGGACGUGAGGGGCAAUGUGCUGCAGGGGUCGCUGGUGGGGGACAUCGGCCACCUCUCCGCCCUCACCUACCUGGACCUGUCCAACAACCGCAUCAACGGCUCGCUGCCUCACUCGCUCUCCAACCUCACCGCCCUGCGCCACCUCGACCUGCAUCAUAAUCCCAUCAGCGGCGCGCUGCCCUCCUCCAUUGCCGCCCUCUCGCUGCUCACUCGACUCGAUCUGCACGAUGUUGACUUCACGCCCGCUCCGCUGCCGCCCUCUCUUGGCGCCCUCUCCUCCCUCCACUACCUCGAUCUGGCAUACACGCACCUCACCGGCCCGCUGCCCGCCUCCAUCGCCAACCUCUCCGCCCUCAACUUCCUCUCGGUGGACGGCAACGCCCUCACGGGCUCCAUCGACGUCUUCCCUCCCAACUCCUCCCUGCAAGCCAUUCUAGCGGGGCACAACCAGCUGGAGGGGGCGGUGCCGGACGUGGCGCUGCAUCCGCGCCUGCGCCUGCUGUCACUGCACGACAACAACCUCACGGGCCCCGUGCCCGCCGCCGACCUCAACUCCUCCACCACCACCGUCGUCCUGGCGGGCAACCCGCUAUGCACGUCAUCACGCUACUACAGCACGUGCAAUGUGUGGCAGCAGCGCCGCCUCUGCACGCUGCCGUGCAGCAGCAGCGGCGAGAGCCCGAGCCCGGUGGAGUACGUGCGGUCGCAGGAGUGCGUGUGCGCGCUGCCCGUGGUGGUGCGGCUGUUCCUGCAGAACCCCUCCUACACGCUUUUCAACUCGGAAUACGCCGACCGCUUUCAGCGCGAUGUCGAAGCACAGCUCAAUCUGCAGGAAGGGCAGGCGUGGUUGGACAGUGUGAGUCAGCGCGAGGACAACCUGGAGGUCGCCACACUGCGCAUCUACCCUGCCAAGGUGGAGGUGCCAUGGACGGAGGAGCAGAGGGGGCAGCUGUAUGCGGCGUUGGGGCGCCUCAUGCGCCUAAGUGCCAUCUUUGGAGGCGUCACGUUCGAUGGCCCGCCACCCCCACCAGUGCCCAGCCCGCCACCGCCCCCGCCCACGCUCGCAGUCACCACUGAAAGCAAGAGCACGUUCCCGGUGUGGGCCAUAGUGGUCACGGCCGUGGGGCUGCUGUGCUUCGCCGCCUCGCUGCUGCUGCUGCUGCUCUGGCUGCGCCACCAACGCAGACGCCAGAUGCUCCGGCCCAGCAAGUCGAAGCUGACAAUGCGCCUGCAGGAGCAGUUUGUGCGCCCCAUCGCGCUGGCGGAGAUCGAGGCGGCCACGGACGGCUUCUCGGAGGCGCGGCUGCUGGGCGUGGGCGGGUACGGGUCCGUGUACCGCGGGGACGGGCCCAACGGCGAGCAGUGGGCCGUCAAGCGUGCCACAGUCACCACCGUGCAGUCCAUGGGCGUCUUUCAGAACGAGGUGGACGUGAUAUCGGCCAUGAGCCACCGCAACCUGAUAGCGCUGCUGGGGUACUGCGAGGACAAGGGCGAGCAGAUCCUUGUCUACGAGUUCGCCGCUAACGGCACCCUCUCCGCCCACCUGCGCCCGCCCGCCGGUGAGCGCCAGUCGAUGGGUGCGUGGGAGGCCGCUGCCACGCACAUGUGUGUGUGGCUGCAUGGCUGGGUGGGUGGGUCCAUGGGUGGGUGCAUGGGUGCAUGGGUGGGUGGGUGGGUGCAUGGGUGGGUGGGUCCAUGGGUGGGUGGGUGGGUGCAUUGGUGGGUGCAUGGGUGCAUGGGUGGGUGCAUGGGUGGGUGGGUGGGUGCAUGGGUGGGUGGGUGGGUGGGUGGGUGCAUGGGUGGGUGGGUGGGUGCAUGGGUGGGUGUGGGUGCAUGGGUGGGUGUGGGUGCAUGGGUGGGUGGGUGGGUGCAUGGGUGGGUGGGUGCGUGGGUGGUUGGGUGGGUGCGUGUGGGUGACAUUGAGCACGAGUGGCAGUGUGCGCAGACUGCCUCUGCACCAGUCGUGGCAGCUAUCACUGUGCAGUGCUACAAGCCGACGGCGCCGCUGACGCUGCAGCAGCGGGUGGAGGUGGCGCUGGGGGCGGCGCAGGGGCUGUUCUACCUGCACUCGUUCGCGCGCCCGCCCGUCAUCCACCGCGACGUCAAGUCCGGCAACAUCCUGCUCGACCAAGACAUGCAGGCGAAGGUGGCGGAUUUUGGGCUGCUGAAGGCGUCCAAGGGCGAGGGUGUGGCGCACAGCACGCAGGUGGCGGGCACGCCGGGGUACCUGGACCCCGAGUACUACUCCGCCUUCAAGGUCACCGCCAAGAGCGACGUGUACAGCUUCGGCGUGGUGCUGCUGGAGAUCCUGACGGGGCUGCCGCCCAUCUUUGAAAGCCUCGACGCCAACGAGUCCACCGACGGCGAGCGCCAGAUGACCAGCCUGGCCAGAUGGUGUGCACCGUACGUGCAGACGGGCAAUGUGGCCAAGAUAGUGGACCCACGGCUGGGCGCGGACUACCCGGUGGACACCGUCAAGGCCAUGGCGGAGGUGGCCAUGGCGUGCGUGCAGCGCCACAGCAAGAACCGCCCCGACACGGGCGAGGUGGUGCGGCGCCUGGGGGACAUCCUUGCGCGCCUCACAGGCGACGAGAGCGCCGCCACGCUGGGCCACCUGCGGUCGCAGAGCUCGAAUGUGGGCGCCGUUGCCAUUCCCGAGGACGGCGAGAUUGAUCCCAACAUUGCGCUGGUGGGCAACAUGGAGGGGCCGUACGAUGAGAGCACUGCCGCCAUGUCGCAGAUUAUCCCGCGCUGA